Lytechinus variegatus (green sea urchin) is the source of this 1065-nucleotide messenger RNA. Its product is annotated as 3'-5' ssDNA/RNA exonuclease TatD-like. Gene Ontology annotation, molecular function: hydrolase activity, acting on ester bonds. The transcript has a single exon. The coding region runs from base 1 to 1065 and encodes 354 amino acids. The record is from RefSeq and is a predicted model, not a curated record. NCBI's taxonomy places the organism in Eukaryota, Metazoa, Echinodermata, Echinoidea, Temnopleuroida, Toxopneustidae.
AUGGGCUUGCUGCAGGAGAAAGAGGGUUGGGAACAGGUAGUUCCCACCCUUCAGCCGAUCAACUCCCCGGCUAUCCUUGCGCAUUGGCGGCCCUUGGUGUUCCUGUGGGACAAACUCUCUCUUGAACAGAGAGGGGCUAUUAACCAACUAGAACUAGAGCCCGGACUCCAGAAACCGGCUCCCAUUCCAGCCAUACAUGUUCAAGGGUCGAAUGUGACAGAAAAGGUUCCACCCGAGGUAUCAGGGUUUGACUCCCAUUUCCAUCCCGACAGGCUAAAUGAACUAUCUUCAGGUGUCCAAGAUGUGAGCAAAUCGAUACUCCCAGGCCGUGAACCGGACCACUAUGUUCCAAUAACUGGCGGGGUUCUUAAUUACUGUGACCCUUUGAACUUCUCCCAUCCAGAAUUUGAAGAACAGGUCCUGGGCCGAAUAAUUGAUUCCAAUUCGAAAUUGGCCAUCGGAAUCCAUCCGAAACAGGCGGCAGAGUACAUGCAAGGCCAAUGGGAGUGCUUCCUAAAGCUCCUGUCCAAUCCCCGGGUGUCGGCCAUCAGUGAAGUUGGUUUCGAUUUCACGGUGAAAAAACAUCUUUGGCGACACCAAAAGGAGCUCAUGGACCGGAUCCUAUCUCUAGGGACCCUAGGGCGCAUCUUAGUGAUGCACUUGCGAGGGGCUGAUGACGGCAAGUACAGUAAGGUCGUAAACCGGCUGGCAUUGCGACGUCUAAAGAGGGAGUGCCUCCCUCACCAACGGGUGCACUUGCACUGCUUUACCAGUGACGUCAGUAUGGUCCAUGCCUGGAACGAAGCUUUUCCUCACUGCUAUUUUGGUAUCACGGGUAAGGUCCGUUCGUUCAACGAGGACCAACUCGCAGCACUGAGGGAAAUUCCCCUGAACCGUCUGUUACUAGAGACGGACUCCCCUCACCUCAAGUUGCAUCCUGGGUGUACCUAUAACACCCCGUACUAUCUUGGGGACGUGGGAUAUUACGUCGCCAGGGCACGCGGAGUGCCCCUCGCAGAAAUAAUCGGGGCUACUUACACAAACGCACAGCGUUUGUACUGUUGA